Messenger RNA from Camellia sinensis, 1867 nucleotides. NCBI's taxonomy places the organism in Eukaryota, Viridiplantae, Streptophyta, Magnoliopsida, Ericales, Theaceae. The record is from RefSeq and is a predicted model, not a curated record.
AAUGAUCUCUUGAAAAUUUACUGGUAGCCCUUUCUCCACAUCUCCAAGUUCAAAAGUCAUGCUGAGCAACCCAUUCAUUUUCAAGUAAUAAUUGAUACUAAUAUAUUAUCAAUCUCACUUUGCAUCUCUGUCUGUCUAUGAAGCCAAAUCAAAGUGUUUUAUUUUAGUUUUUUAUUUGAAGCUGGAAGCGAAAGAACACAGAUAUUUUUUGUCAGCCAUUUUAGUAAAUUUUAAGGUAUCCUGUAAUCAAUACAUACCCUCGUACUCGAUUUAUGCGCCUAGCGACCCAAAAUCGGAGAAAAUGUUCGGAAAAGAAUGGAAUUUGAGAACUUCUUGUUUGGUUGUUGAGAAAAUUGAAAGCUUUACUGAACUGAUAGUGCUGCAACUGUUUUGGCAAGGUUGAGUGUAAUUCAGCAUAUGACUGAACGAAGUUUUGCUCAGACAGUAUGAGUGAAGAAGUGGACGACGAAGUGGCUGCAGUUGAUGGCACAUACCUUCAAGGCAAAGAUGGUGAGUAUAAUACACUGGAAUCACAUGAAAUGAUUAUACCAAGCGAGGGUCAAUAUCAUAGGGAUUCGUCCCUUGCAUUUGCAACUAUUUUAGAGGUUAAGAACCCAGAUGGAGGUGGGGUGUCACAACAUCCAUGUGCUAGUCCUCACUGUAUAGAUGAUGCUGGGGUCAUAGUUGAAGAGUUAACACUGAGAAAUUAUAACAAUGAAAACAUAGCUAUAGUGGGCACCUCCAAUGAUAGGGAUAGAGUGCAGACUAGGCAGCAGAACCAGUGGCAACAUUUGUAUCAGAUAGCAGGUGGACAAGGAAGUAGUGGCUCACGGGAAGAUACUCUUUACAAGGACUAUGGUCAGGCAAAGUCGAAUGCUUGGGAGAAUGUUGGAUACACAGUUUUUCCAAAAUUCUUGGGUCAAAGACAGCCCAAUGACCAUCACAACGAUGACACGGAACAUCUGUUGAAUAAUGAAAACAAAACUGUCGCAAGCAAUAUGUCAACACCUCUUGGAGGUAUCAGGACAAAAAUUCUUUCUAAGUCUGGGUUUUCUGAGUAUUUUGUGAAGAAUACACUGAAAGGUAAGGGGGUUAUAUGUAAAGGUUCAACUCGUGAAGUAAUUGGUGCAGAGCUUGGGGGCCAAAGCCAAACUAAUUCGAAGGUUGCCGGUACCGAUGUGGUAGCUUUUGAUCCACCAUUGAAUUCGUGUAUUAAAACUGUUGUGCCUCCUUCUCAUGGUAUUGCCGGGCAUGGGCUGGGUCUUUGUCCCAAUGCUUUCCAUGAUGGAGUCAGUUUGAGAGAAUGGCUAAAAGCUGGGCACUGUAAGGCAAAUAAAGUUAAGAGCUUGUAUAUAUUUAGGCAGAUUAUGAAUCUUGUGGAUUUCUCUCACUCCCAAGGAGUUGCCUUGCAAGACUUACGGCCAUCAUGCUUCAAAUUGUUGCCAUCAGAUCAGAUUAUAUACACUGGAUCAUCUGUCCAGCAAGAAAUUGCAGAGACUCUUACAGUCAAGGAGAAUCCUCUCUCAGAAAAUUAUCGAAAUGAAAAAAGGCCAUUGGAACUUGCCAUUCAUCGUGCUGUUAGUCAACUGCUCAAGAAACAAAAUUUUGGGGGGAUUCAGGAGAACCUGAACUUUAUCAGACAGUGGCCUCAGUUUCCAUCAAGGUCGUGGUUUAAAACUUCCACUGCCAAGGGUACUGAUGUUAAUCUUGCUGGGCCACAGGAUUCAUGGAAUGAAUUGAACAAGCAUAACCUGAAAAGAGAAUGCAAGAGUGCGAGCAACUCCAGCAGCCCUCGUGUGUCUAACACAUACCAAAUGCUGUCUACUCAUGAAAGUGAUCCAUUGGAAGAGAAGUGGUAUGCUAGUCC